This is a messenger RNA of Mangifera indica (mango), 903 nucleotides long. RefSeq names its product putative receptor-like protein kinase At3g47110. Bases 1 to 903 code for a protein of 300 amino acids. Lineage: Eukaryota; Viridiplantae; Streptophyta; Magnoliopsida; Sapindales; Anacardiaceae. The transcript has a single exon. Gene Ontology annotation, molecular function: protein binding. The record is from RefSeq and is a predicted model, not a curated record.
AUGAAAGCUAACAUUUCCAUUGCAGAAUUCUUCAUUUUCUUCUCUUCUAUCAUUCUCAGUUACUCUGGCAUUAAUUUCUCCCAGGGCGCUGAACCUGGAAGUGAAACAGAUAAACUGGCUUUGCUCGCUUUCAAAAGUAAGGUUGCUUACGAUCCUUCCGGAGCUUUAAGCAACUGGAAUGAUUCCAUCGGAUUUUGCCAGUGGUAUGGUGUCACUUGCGGCCUUCGCCACCGUAGAGUCACGGUUCUGAACCUCCCUAGCCAAAAUUUGACAGGUACCAUUUCUCCUUACAUAGGAAACUUGACAUUUCUCAGAAUUAUCAAUCUUCAAAACAAUCAUUUCCACGGCAACAUCCCACAAGAAAUGGGCCGUCUGUUUCGGUUGCGAGAAAUUGUUUUCAAUCGUAAUAUGUUUCAGGGAGAGAUUCCUGUUAAUCUCUCUCGUUGCUCAGAACUAAGCUUUCUUGACUUAGUCAUGAACAAGCUUGAAGGGAAAAUUCCAGCUGAAUUAGGCACUUUGUCGAAAUUAACUGGACUUGGGCUUGCUGCCAACAAUUUAACAGGCUCCAUUCCUCGCUCACUUUCAAACCUCUUGUUUCUGAAGCAGUUUUCUCUAUCAGAAAACAGCCUCAGCGGCAGUAUCCCUGUUGAGCUUGGCCGGUUGAAUAGGCUCAAAAUGUUUCAAAUUUCUGCAAAUAACUUUAUAACAGGUUCAAUUCCCUCCCAGCUCUUCAAUAUCACUUCCAUGGAGUACUUCGGUGUGUCAAGCAACCAACUUGUUGGAGAAAUCCCACCUUACAUUGGACUCACUCUUCCGAAUAUCCGAGUACUUACUUGGCGGGAAAUAGGUUUACAGGGUCAAUACCUUAUUCAAUAUCUAAUGCAAGUAAACUCGAACAUCUAG